UGGUGCACUUUGUUUUAAUGAAGAAAGUCCAGACAUAGUAGAUGAAAAUUGGUGGAGUGAUACAAAUUUUAUCAAAAAAUUGAAACCUUCAGGAAUUUUUUUUAUUGUAUAAGUAAGACUUUAACAGAAAACGAAGCACUAAAUUUUGCACAAAAAAAUAAUUUGGAUCUUGUAUGUGUUAAUCAAGCUUGGGUUUUUGGCCCAUUUGUUACUCCUCAAUGUCCUAUACUAGUUCUUCGACACAUGCCCAUGAUUAUAAAAGGUAAUUGGACAAAUAUUGAGUAUGAUUCUGGAUUUAUUCCAUUCGUCCACGUGGAUGAUGUUGCUCGAGCUCAUAUAUUUCUUUUGGAAUGUUUAAAAGUUAAAGGGAGGUACGUUUGUUCUUGUGUAGAUUUAACUCCAGAUGAAUUGUCUCAAUUUUUAAGAGCUAGAUAUCCUCAAUACCAAAUUCCAACUUUUGAUUGUUUGAAGGUCAUGACAAAAGCAUUUAAGUUCCCUCGUCUUUCUUCUAAGAAAUUGUUGGACACUGGAUUCAAGUACAAAUAUGAUCUUCGAGAUAUGUAUGAUGGAGCCAUUGCUAGUUGCAAACAAGUUGGGUUUCUCUAGAAAUAUUUUCUUGGGGAUGAUAAUUCGAUAUCAAUAAAUUAAUUUUGAUAUAGCA
Messenger RNA from Solanum stenotomum, 661 nucleotides. Its product is annotated as vestitone reductase-like. The transcript has 3 exons. Bases 244 to 606 code for a protein of 120 amino acids. The record is from RefSeq and is a predicted model, not a curated record. Lineage: Eukaryota; Viridiplantae; Streptophyta; Magnoliopsida; Solanales; Solanaceae.